AUGAGUGUAACAUCUCCGAAUCCAAGUGUGGCCUCAACAUAUUUUUCGGAGUUUGAGCAAGAAAAUGAGUGCUCCCAGAAACGACGAUCUCUAAGGUUGAUCGAAAAGGAGUCCCGAUCAUUGGCCAAUUCUGCACGAACAUGCAAAUCUCCGCAAUUGUUUGGGGAAACCCAGGAGGAGUGUAGUCAGAUAUUAUGCCAGCAGCUCUGUCCAACCAAAAUCGUCCAUUUAAAGAAUGAAGAGACAGCUAAUUCAGCAGGGGCCUCAGAAGAUACGUUGUAUUUUAAACCAGAUGAAAAAGUUCAAUCUCUUCACCGAUCUACUAGGAUUAUGUAUCUCAAGCAGGAAAAAGAAGACAAGAAACUAAUAUCCAAAGCAUCAGAAGGUUCUGGUCGCACGGUAAAUCGAAAAAGAAAGGCAGAUACUCAGCCAAAAUGUAAGCCAGGACGAAAAAGAAAGCCGCCUGCUGAAUCCCACACACUUUCUAAAACUAUAGAACAUCCACCCUUAUUAGAUACAUUACCCUCUACAUCAAAGCUCCCUCUUCAAUACCCAGCGCAUUUUGUUCACCAGUUGCCACCUACGAAGGAAAAAGCCAUCUUUGUACACAAUCAAUCUUUGACGACUCCCGCAGUUCAACUUCAAGAAUUGUGCCCCACACCAGAGUCGACACCAAUGCUUACCACAGAGGGCGUGGACCCACCAGACGCAGAUUCCGAUAGCUCUAUGACAAUCUCCUUGAGCGAUUCCAUUGGAGAAAUAUUUGGAACCAAAGAUAUAUGCACCAUAUUAAACGUAGAGUGUCCGAGGCAGUAUAUUCUAAUUGAAGAUCACCUUCCUGCAAUGGCCACCAUGCUUAAUGUGGAAUUGAGUCGCUUGCAAAGCGUUUUGGAUAUUAUACAACGUCUGACUCACGAGCAGAUCGUUCAAUUUUCUAUAAAUCAAGAUGACGAAGUCCAGCUUAAAUUAAAUAAGUAA
Messenger RNA from Drosophila bipectinata, 978 nucleotides. It is a transcript of the gene mei-P22, whose product is annotated as meiotic P22. The record is from RefSeq and is a predicted model, not a curated record. Lineage: Eukaryota; Metazoa; Arthropoda; Insecta; Diptera; Drosophilidae.